AGGAUGAUUUGUACAAUUUUUGGUGAUGACUUGAGGUCAACAGCGGAAUGGUUUUUCGAGUUUGGGGCGAUUAUUGGUUGGAGGUUGACGUCAAAGCGAUUUGUGUAAUUUUGGCAAAGUUUCAUUUGUGAUUGUGAAAGUAUUGAGAUCAGGAACCAUGGAAGCAAAAGAGAAUGCCCUUAGCGCACUCUUCAGGUUCACAGACCCCGCAAAUGUGGAGUCACAGCGUAUUGUGGUCGAGCAAGGAGUUUAUCCUCUACUAGUAAACUUUCUCCGGGUCGGUUCUGUGACGGCCAAGGCAAGAGCAGCAGCUCUCAUCGGUAAUCUAUCAAUGAGCACUCCAAGGCUCGUUAUGGCCACUAAACCUAGCUUUUGUUGGUGUUUCAGUGCACGUGUGCAUCUAUGCCCAGCCCAUGGCAGCAAAUGUAGUGUUGCCUCUACGUUCUGUCUCCUGGAGGCCAAUGCUUUGCCUGAUUUAGAUGAACUCUUGAGGAUACAGGUUCAUGCAACAGCAUAUGACGCAAUUCAGGCACCUUCAAUGCUGGUGAGGGAAGGAUCUCCCAACAGAGGUGCGAGCACUCUGCACAAAGCCAAUGCAAUCAAGCCCCUCUUGGAGAUCUUCACAUGGAGAAUGGAUUCACUCAAGGAAGAGGCUUUGGGAUUCUUGGAGAAGAUUUUCCACUCAAAGGAUAUAGUGGAACACUAUGGAUCAACGGCUAAAUUGCUUCUCGUUGGCAUGACUGGCCGGAACAUUCAUGAUGAAAGUCAUAUUGGUAGGAGGGCUGCCCGUGUUUUGUCGCUUUUGUAACAAUAUGCAAAAUCGUUAAACAUCUAUCAUUCCAGGAAUAUAUGGAUAGCCAUCAUCUUAAGGUCUGGAAAAAGUCUGCUGCAAUUUAUGAUGAGUUAUCUAUGUAUUUGCCAAGAUUUUCCAUGUCCCAAGUACUCAAGGUACACAGAUGGCCCCUUUAACUUGUCUAUAAUUAUGUAAAUGACAAAUUUCGUAGUUAAGUGAGGAUUAAGUAUAUCAGAUUAUUAUCAGCGUGACAUGUUGCAAA
Molecule: messenger RNA, 1055 nt
Organism: Syzygium oleosum
Lineage: Eukaryota; Viridiplantae; Streptophyta; Magnoliopsida; Myrtales; Myrtaceae
Product: U-box domain-containing protein 24-like
Exons: 2
Coding region: 158-808 (216 amino acids)
Source: RefSeq, a predicted model, not a curated record